CCCCGUUCCUUCCCUUCGGGCCUCGCCGUCUUCCUCCCCGGCGCCCCCCCGUCUCGUCGCUCGCCGGAUCCGAGCCCUAAACCCUAGAGCCUGCCCGGCUGGGCUCCCCGCGGCGGCAAUGGAGGACGAGCAGAUGGACAAGAAGGUGCAGGAGUACCUGCAGCGCAAGGGCCUGCGCGUCACCGAGCUCGCGCCGCCGGGGGACCGCGGCCGCCUCCCUGCCUCCGUGCCGCCCAACGUCGCGCUCGCCAGUAUGCCUGGUGGUUUUCUAAGCUUUCCCCCAAAUGGUCAUGCUUAUUUUGCACCACCAUGGCCACCACAACCACUUCCUGUUUCAAUGGCUCAACAUGCUGCAUUGGCUUCAAAAAGCAAACCUGCCAUCAACAUUGAUGAUGGUGAUGAUGUUAGGACUGAAAAGCGCCUGUCAUGGAAACCAGAUGAAGACUUGAGAUUGGUGCGCGCUUGGUUAAACUGUUCCAAUGACCCUGUCAGCGGUAAUGGCAAGAAAAAUGAGCAAUACUGGGGAGAUGUACUUGCAUUCUACAACAGCACUACGUCUACAAAACGGAAAAGGAAAGUGAAGCAUCUUAAAGAUCGAUUUCAAAAGAUUAAGAGAUGGGUUGGGUUUUUCUGCUGGUCAUUGAAGAAGGCUGCAUCAGUUGAAGAAAACAGUCAAUCGGAUGACCAGUUGAUAGAAAAGGCUCUGCAAUUUUAUUUGGACGACUAUAAAGAAGGCCCAUUCAUAGUUCUGCAUUGCUGGAAGGCUCUCCGUGACGAACCCAAGUGGCAUGCAGUCUUGGAGGACCUUGAGAAAUCAAACAAAAGGAAACUUGGUGACGAGGGAGAGGUGGGGAACAGCACACCCACAUCUGAAGAUACCAGAGAAAAGGAACAUCCAACAGAGGAGAAAGAAGCUAAGAAACAAUGCAAUGGCAAAGGCAAGGUUAAGGCUAAUGACAAGGGUUUGGAUGAAGAUAUAAAGAAGUGCAUGGAUAUUCAUGCUGCAACUAAAAAACGCCAUGAAGAAUUCAUAAAGGUCCAGCUGCGGGUUUCUGACGCAAAGGUUGAGGCGGCGAGGCUCAAGAGGGAGGCUGCUAUGCUGAAAACAUACAAUUCUUUUAUGGGCAUGGAUACUAGGGAGAUGACUAAUGAGCUGAAAGCUGAGCAUGCAAUAGGCUUGAAGCUUCUGAGAGAGAAAUUGUUUGGCAACAAUAAUAACGGGUACCAAGGCUGGGGCGGCCGGAGCACCGUCGGCACCGGACGCCGCGCGCUCCGCGUCGACGAUAGCAAGCACCGAGGGGUGAGGCCGGCCGACGGCGUGGUCGUCUGCACCUCCCGCCCGCCCAACGGGCGGGAUGUCUUCGUGAGGGAGCUCGCCGGCGCUCGAUUCGCUGCGCCCCCCGCCCCCCCCCCCCCCCCCCCCCCCGCAGCGGCAAUGGAGGACGAGGAGAUGGAGAAGAAGGUUCAGCAGUACCUGCAGCGCAAGGGGUUCCGGCUCACCGAGCUCGCGCUGCAGGAGGAGCGCAAUCGCCUCUCCACCUCAGCCAUUUCCGAUGUUGCGCUUGAAAGGUCUGACAAUGAUCCGGCAAGAUACCAUGAUGGAUAUAGUAAACUAAGAACAUGGGCAUAUAGUUCUCUUGAUCAAUACAAGCACGAAUUACUUCGCAUCCUUUACCCAGUUUUUAUCCAUUGCUUCAUGGAUCUAGUGGCAGAGGGACAUAUGCAGGAAGCGCGGUCAUUUUUCCAUACAUUUCGGGAAGAUCAUGAAGUGAUGCACUCAAGGGAUCUUCAGAAGCUGGAGGGAAUUCUCUCUCCUUCACAUUUGGAGGAAAUGGAACUGGCCCGUUCGUUAAGGCAAAAUAAAUUUAAAAUUAAGUUGUGUGAGUAUUCAUAUGAAUUGCUUCUCCAGUAUCUCCAGAAAACACAAGCUCUUGUGGUGCUGGGAGUAAUCAAUGAGCGCAUAACUUUUGAAGUAUCUCCUGGGCAGCCCUCAUUAAUCUCUGAUGAUGCGGAUGUUGUUGCUCUGAUUGGAACAAGUAAGGACUUGGCAAAACAGAUAAAUCAGAAGGAAGUACAUUGGGGGUUGCUUGAAGAUUCCGUUGAAGAGCGAAUGGAGAAGGCACUAGCAGAAUCUGAUAAAAUUGAAGCUGAAAGCAAGGAUGCUGACGCAGAAGAUAACAAGAAAAGAAACGCAGAAGGUGGAAAGCAAGGUGCUUCUCUUAAGAAGACCAAGAAGGAUAAGCUUGCAGGUGCAACUGGAAAAAAUGUCAGAACUGAAACAAGCAUGGUUUCCGUGGCACCUCGAGUGAAACCGGAGCUACCUCUUCCAACGACGCCUAUUGAAGUUGAACAAUCAAUUCUUGAGGACUUGCGGAACCGUGCCCAGUUGAAUAGUUUGGCAUUGCCGUCUGUUAGCUUCUACACAUUUCUUAAUACACAUAAUGGAUUAAACUGCUCAUCGAUAUCACAUGAUGGAUCGUUGGUUGUGGGUGGCUUUUCUGAUUCGUCAGUAAAGGUUUGGGAUAUGUCAAAGAUUGGUCAACCAGCAAAAACUUCUAGUUCACUGGGGGAGAAUGGAUCUUCCCAGGGUGAACGCAUGUCAACAGUAGAUGAGGGAAAAAGACCCUAUACACUAUUCCAAGGUCAUUCUGGACCAGUUUAUUCCGUGGCCUUUAGCCCUUUUGGGGAUUUUCUCCUGUCAUCAUCUUCAGACUCGACAAUCAGACUGUGGAGCACCAAGCUGAACGCCAAUCUUGUCUGUUACAAAGGACACAACUACCCUGUUUGGGAUGUCCAAUUCAGCCCAGUUGGCCAUUAUUUUGCUAGUGCUUCGCAUGACAGGACUGCUAGAAUCUGGUCAAUGGAUAAAAUUCAACCUUUGCGAAUAAUGGCCGGGCAUCUUUCUGAUGUUGAUUGUGUCCAGUGGCAUGUGAACUGUAACUACAUUGCCACCGGCUCUAGUGACAAAACUGUAAGACUAUGGGAUGUUCAGACGGGUGAAUGUAUACGGAUGUUUAUUGGUCAUAGGAGUAUGGUCUUGUCACUGGCGAUGUCACCCGAUGGACGAUACAUGGCCUCUGGUGAUGAAGAUGGAACCAUCAUGAUGUGGGAUCUAUCAACUGGUCGCUGUGUUUCACCACUGCUAGGACACAGUUCUUGUGUGUGGACACUUGCUUUCAGCUGUGAAGGGGCAUUGCUUGCAUCUGGAUCAGCUGACUGUACUGUAAAACUCUGGGAUGUCACUUCCAGCACAAAGGCCCUGAAGACGGAGGACACCAAAGGUGGUUCCGGUAGCCGACUAAGGCUGCUCAAAGCUCUCCCUACAAAAUCUACUCCUGUUUAUAGCCUGCGGUUCUCUCGGAGGAAUCUUCUGUUUGCAUCCGGUGCUCUCUCGCUAAGCUCCUCGUAAGCUGUAUGUAUGUUUUGUAGAAAACAACUAGAAUGGUUCCGGUUUUGGCAUCAAGUAGUGAGGCUGAAAUUUUGUAUACUCAACUGUGGUUCCUGUUGUAGAGACAUUUUCAUUAGCUAUCCCAACGAACCCAGCAUGUUGCUUAGAACUGUGGCUAGCAAGCACAGCAGAUCCUUCAUUGCCCCCGGGUAAUACUGUAACAUUAUUAGGUGAUUACAUCGUGUAAAAUUACCUUUCUGUAGGUAGCGAGUCAAAAACCUGAUGAACAAUACUCAAUGUAUUAGAGUCUGAUGAUCCAAAUGGUGUUUUUGUGGAUAGUA
Molecule: messenger RNA, 3729 nt
Organism: Panicum hallii
Lineage: Eukaryota; Viridiplantae; Streptophyta; Magnoliopsida; Poales; Poaceae
Product: transcription initiation factor TFIID subunit 5-like
Exons: 23
Coding region: 119-3409 (1096 amino acids)
Biological process (GO): transcription initiation at RNA polymerase II promoter
Cellular component (GO): transcription factor TFIID complex
Molecular function (GO): protein binding; RNA polymerase II general transcription initiation factor activity
Source: RefSeq, a predicted model, not a curated record